This is a messenger RNA of Macadamia integrifolia, 897 nucleotides long. RefSeq lists its product as uncharacterized. The record is from RefSeq and is a predicted model, not a curated record. The coding region runs from base 1 to 897 and encodes 298 amino acids. NCBI's taxonomy places the organism in Eukaryota, Viridiplantae, Streptophyta, Magnoliopsida, Proteales, Proteaceae. The transcript has a single exon.
AUGACAGAAUUAAUAGAAGCCAUGACGAAAAGAUUCUCGCCAGAGGGCAAUGACUCAUCUCCUCAGUUGGAUGUAAUUGGAGUUUUAAGAGAAGCCAUCAAGCUUCCUUCCAAGAACAGAAAGCUUAUGGCCUCUGCCACUCUCCUUGUGCUUCUUCCAUACUUUAUCCUUGCUCUGCUUCAUUCCAUCAUAGCUGGGCCUUUAAUAGAAGUGGUUGAGGACAGUGAAGAUGAUUCUAGAGUCCAGAAAGAGUUUAAAGUAUUGAUAGGUGUGGAAUUAGCUUUCUUUGUGAUUUUCUGUGUCAUCUCCCUUUUUGGGAUUUCAGUUACCAUUUGCUCCUCUGCUCUGACUUACUUGGGGAAGAAUGUGAGUCUCAAGGAGUUGUUACUGAAUAUUCCAGUCACUUGGAAGAGACUCUUGAUCACAGCUCUUUAUGUUGGGCUAAUCACUGUUGCUUACGUUCUUCUGGUUCUGCUCUUCAUUGGUGCCUUCGCUCUAAUCUUCACAACUGGUAUCAUUGUUGCCUUGAGUGGCCUAGUGGGCUUCCCUGCUGCCUUAUUUUAUUUGUACAUGGCUGCUGUUUUUAUGUUGGGGCUUGUGAUUUCAGUUGUAGAAGAAGACUGUUAUGGAAUAAAAGCACUUGAGAGAGCUAUAGAUCUCAUCAGAGGAAGCAAGAUUCAAGGAUUCUGUAUUACAGUGCUUCUUGAGCUAUUAACCGGUCCGAUUUCUUUUUUGUUCAUUCUCAUUAUAUUUGAUGAUGAUUUAGAAUUCAUGAUUCAGAUGGCUUUUGUAUCUGUUGCGACUGUUGUCUUCUGCAUUUCAAGGCUUUUUGCCUUGGUGGUGUAUACUGUAUUUUACUAUGGAUGCAAGAAGAGUCAUGGAGAGAUAAAGUUUUAG